UGCCCACUCCCCAGGAGAGGACGUUCCGCGCUGCUGCUGCUGCUGCCGCUGCCGCCGCCGCCGCCGCUUCUUUCACACUUUAGUUGGGGCUCUGUGUGCGUGUGCGUGUGUGUGUGUCUCACAGUUUCAAGAAAGCUGCCCGCGCGCCUCCCCCUCCCCACGCACGGAGCCCGGCUGGGGCUCUUUCGGCUUUUACUCCAAGCAGCAGGGGACGAGGGGGCGACCAAUACACACAGAGGGGAGGAGGAGAAAGAGGAGGAGGAGGAGGAGGGAGGAAGAAAAAGAAGGAGGAGGAGAAGGAGGGGAAGGGGCGGGGGGCGGGAGGCUUGCCACCUUCAGCCCCCCCCCAAGAGCCCAAGGUAGAAGCCUCUUGGCCAACUGAGCUGGAAGGUGGAUUUUUUUUCUUUUUUCUUUUUUUUUCAAAAAAACAAAAGUAUGUGCCUGUGUCUGUAGAGAUGAUUUGUAGUUCAGCGAGGCUGGAGCUGACCGAAUGAGACUAUGGGCUGUGCCUCCGCCAAGCAUGUUGCCACUGUUCAGAAUGAAGAGGAAGCACAGAAGGGGAAAAACUACCAGAAUGGAGAUGUGUUUGCUGAUGAGUAUAGGAUCAAACCUGUGGAAGAGGUCAAAUACAUGAAAAAUGGGGCAGAAGAUGAACAGAAAAUAGCAGCCAGGAACCAAGAAAACUUGGAAAAAAGUGCCAGUUCAAAUGUAAGACUUAAGCCUAAUAAAGAGGUUCCAGGAUUGGUACAUCAACCUAGAGCAAACAUGCACAUCUCUGAAAGCCAACAAGAAUUCUUCAGAAUGCUGGAUGAAAAAAUUGAAAAGGGUCGUGAUUACUGUUCAGAAGAAGAAGAUAUCACAUAGUGCCAAUUCUACCAGUCAAAACAGGAAUUACUACUGUGUAAAUAGAUUACAACCCAGUUGAGAUCUUUGGGAAGGUCGUCUACAACACACACACACAAAAACAGCACUACAUAAUAAAAGAAGAUCGUCUCCAUAUUGUAUGCCCCAUUCACUUACAAUGUUUCUUAAUGAACUCGCAAAGGAAUAUUGCUAAGAACUGUUCUAAAAACUUUGUUGCUGCUAGUUAAAACUUGUUGCAACUUUUCACUCCUCUUGUGUCCAGGUAUGCAGCAAAAUUCUAAAAUUUCACCUUACAGACAGACACGGUUGUUCUUACAGAUGCUGCCCAGCUGAUUUUCUAUCAGAUGAAAUAGUGAUGAACUCAAAUACCAAACUUCCAUUUCUAGAAUGUUCCAGCUUCUCUGAUACCUUUCCCCCUCCCUUCCUCUCUUUAAAGCUGUUUGUCAGUCCAGAGAUGGACCAGAAUAUUGCUUCUUACUGGCGAUUUUGAGCUUGGGAGAUGGGGAUGGUUGCUAUGGCAAGCCUUGUUUCUCCGCUAAGAAGAAAUGGAGAAGCUACUAUCUAUUAAAAGCAUGUUGUCCCAUGAAUACUGGAAGUGAUGCCGGAGCAGCAGUUUGCCUCACUUACUAGGUAUCUUAAUCAAGGACUAAACUUGCAGUUUUGGCUUUGCUCAGACGCAGAUGGAAGUGUGAUCACAAUCAUUUCGAAUCCCUUUUUUUUUCUAAGGAAAUAAACAUUUUACUGUUUUUAUGUAUCUUUGUCUUCUACCAUUCAUCUAGCCCAGUUUUUGUUUUUGUUUUUUUUACAAGGAUCUCGCCGGUAGGCAAGUUAAGCACUUUUGUUGCAAUACUGAUGUUAGGCUAAAUUGCCUCCCUGCCCUUCCCAUUUGUUCUUUCCCAGGUAUUACCAGGGCAAAUGAGAGGAGGCAUAUAUCCCCCUCCUUUUUAACAGAGCACCAAACCAUCACACUGCGUUUAUUUUUUGCCACUAAAUAAAGCAUCCCACUUCCUUAUUUCUCCCCCUUACAACAGGUACAGGAACCUUUUCCCUUCUUGUUUUCCUCUCUUCAAGGACUAGUUUGUAUAUCUACAAGGUUUUGACCUUCUGGGGAAAAAAUGCUCAAGUUAUAUUGCUCAUGGUUGUUGGAGAUGCCAACAGCCAGAAGUACCUGGGCAGCAAUGGGGAAUGUUGAUUGUGUGUUCUGUAGAGUUUAUUUUUCCAUAUUAUACAAAGAGGAUGAUCUCUUCUCAAAGACAGAGGUAAUAUUUUUAACAAAUAUUGUCACAAGUAAAUAGUAACCAUAAGGGGGAAAAACUUUUGUAUUUUUUUAAAUGAGUUUGAUAGCUUUGAUGAGGGCUCUCUUUAUUACUUUCAGGGGGAAAGGCUACCAUAGGGAAUGCCAUGCCAUGCUGACCAUGAAGUUUGGGGGACUUUGUCCACAUAGUCCACAUGGCUUAAGUUCAGUCACAAAGAUUAUUCCAUCUUCCCCAGUCUUGGAUUGUGAACCUGAAGGGGGCACUUGUGAAUUCAUUAACACUGCCACCCUGUGAUGUUAGUGGUUCAGGUGUUCCAGGGAGUAAAAAAGAUUUUCUGCCAGGGAAGAGAGCAUGGCUCUAAAAAUGUGUUCUUGAUGAAAAGAAGAGAUAGGACUUCAAGAUGAACCUCACAUAAUUGAUGGCAGCCAUUCAUCCAUGUGCCAACUGCAUUUCUUUUCCUUGGUUUUGGAUGAGGAGAAACUGAAGGUGGAAGAACUUUAGGCAAUGGGAUGAGGGAAAUGGACUUAAACAUUACCAAUAAAAAAACCCUUAAUUCUUUCAAGCCAGCACAGCAGAUAUUUGGGGAGCAGUUGUGACUGUUACAUAAAUAGGGAGAAAGCCAAAUUGUAAGACUUUUUGUCCUGAUCCAAACAGGAAAAUAUCAGUUCAAGUCUCCAAAGCUUCGGGAAUUAUUUCGCCACCUUCAUCCUCCACACCCAUAGUUUUGGUCAAAGGAUUUAAAUAGUUUUCUUCAAGUGAAUUGAAGGUUAGUUACAGUCUGGGUACCUAAUUCCACCCCUUCCACCCUCACCACCACCUCCAGAAACCUCUUGCCUUGAAUUCUAGCAAUUUGAUAUCAUGACAGUGGCAUUUUCCAUGGCUCCUUCAUUGGUAUUAAUCAUAAACAAAGCCGGGGGAGGGGAGCACAAAUCUGGGUUUGAAUCUCCACUGUCAUUUUCUACCUAUAUGACCUUGAGAAGUCUUUAAACCUCUCUGGGCCUCAGUUUCCUUAUUUGCAAAAUGAAGGGGUUGGACUAGAUGACCUCCAAGAUUUCUGCCAGCUCUAAAUCUCUGAUCCCAUAACUAAGUUGGUUAAGCCAAGUCUUCCGUGUGACUCCCAAACUUGGUGUCUCGAUGUCUUCCCUAGCAAAUGAUCACCUCUUCCCCAAAGACAAGAUGUUCUUAUUUCAGUUUUCAUAAAAGCAUUUUUAAAAGCAUUCUGAUAUGUUGCACAUCUAUGAGGAAUAAUGUUCUUCAGGAACCCAGCCUUUAAGCAUUUGAAUGAAACCAGAGAAGUCCCCUGCAUGGACCCAGUGGCUUCCCACUGGAGGUGCUCUCUGCUGCCACACUUAACAAUGAGCCCAUAUCUGAUGUGCAAAAGUGAUUUCAUCUGUAGUCACAUUUGGCAGAUCUAGAAAUAGAUCUGGGAAAUGGGGUGGUUGAGCUGCUUGGCACAAAAUGCCUGAUUGUGUUAACAACAUUCAAAACUGUCUGUUUUCCAUUUGUUGGUUCUAAUCAUAAAAUUGUCAAGUGACUUUGUGGUCGUACUUCAUUUUUCAAAGCCUUUUGAAGGGAUCUAAAACAAAAAUAUUUUGACUCUUCCUCCUGUGCAGCCUACGAUUAAGCAGACAGUGUUUCUGAUGCAAUGAAAAGAAUAAGCUGAUUUAUGGGAGGGUGCAGCUCUGGUGACUGAUAACACAGCAGCCCUAGCUCAAGGGAAAGGAGGGAGGAGGCCUGUUGGGUAGAGGUUAGAGAAGGGUGGGAAAUGAGCCCAGGUACAGGUCUAUGGGGUAUUUUCUGUACUGAGUACAGCUCCCGGGCUGCCAGUAGGCAUGAUGCAGCUGUCAACAAGACUUAAGGUGGUUUUAUACAUACCUCAUGCGCUUGCAGCAGCAGUGUUAUAAAGGAUCAGGAGUAUAUGGAUGUAGCUUUCUUUUCAUUGGCAAGGAGUCAGGAUCACCCAGGACUGUGGUCAUAAUGUAACAGAUUUGUGCUCAUGACUGGCGGAGACCUUCGAAGAAAACUUGUAUCAGUGUUUUUUCUUAGACCCAGGCUAUGAACAAGAGUAGAUGCUAGGGUCUGUUUGGGGAUACAUGAGGGCCUAAAGUCCAAGGGAAAAAAAUAAGGUCCACAAAAACAGCAGCAAUCACCAAACAGCCAACCUGUAAAAGAAAGCAGUUCUUUCCACAGGCAACAUAGCUCAAGAUAGGAGACUGGGUUUGGAUCCUCUAAAUAACCAGUGACCUCACUCAGUUCAACUCAGUAAGUACCUAUUAAGCACCUACAAUGUAUAAGGCAUUGUUCCAGGCGCUAGGAAUAAGAAGACAAAAUGAAAAAUUGACCUAAUGAUCCCUACCCAGCUCAGUCAUUCUUUCCUCUCUGCCAGAACUAUAAUGCUUUAUUUGAAGGAGUAAAUUCAGUUUCAGGCUCCAGCUGCAAAGUCAUGAAAAGAGAUAGAAGUCUCAUCCAUGUUGGCAGGACAGGCAAAUGACCAUAUGAGAAAUGGCUGCCUAUACAGCAAGGCAGCAGACAGUGGCAAUCACAGUCACUGAGGGGCCUACUUCAGGAAGGUCUUUUUGCUACCAUCCCAUUUCAGAGAUGAUCUAAUGUCCCCUAAUGUCGGGCCUUCCAAAAACAUGAUGUCUACAGGAAAGGUGUGAGAUUGUGCCAAUGACCUUACAUGAUUGUUAUUUGCAUUGCAAAUAACAUGAGUUGUCAUAUUGAUCAGAAGGCCCAUAUUGAGAAUGACAGAAAAUGUGCUUACAAGAUUGUUCACAAAAAUAAAUAGUAGAUAUUGUAUGUUAUAGUGGAAGGAGCCCAGAAUGGGCAGCCAGGCAGACCUGGGAUAUCUGCCAUUUACUACCUGGGUGAACUUGGACUGGUCACCUCUGUGGAUCCCAGUUUCCACCCCCAGUAUGAGGGGGACAAGAUGACCUCUGAGGUCCCUUCCACUCAUUCUGUAACUAUAAAAAGACAUCUACAGUGAACAUUUGUUGCUGAUUUAGAAAUGGUUGCAACUUAGACUUCAACCACAUACCUCCUCUACUCCACCAUUACAAAAAAAAAGGGCUUAAAUAUAAUUGCUUUGUAGGAAAAAGAAAUGUCAAAGGGAAAACACUAACUCAUAAUAAUGCCUGUCUUUUGAUAUUCUUUUUCCACAGAGGGAAAAUAAUUGGUAUCUAUACAAAAAAUAAUUAGCCAACACUGUUAUUAGUCACUAGUUUACACAAAUGUGCCAUCCAUGUUUUUGGAUUGAAAGACAUUUUCACUUAUCUAUUUAUAUGCUCAGACAUCGGGCUUUUCUUUAAGCUGUCUAAAACCUCAAUAGAAAAAUGAGACCUGGUCUGGGAAGAGGUUCUGUAUGGUUAAGGGCUGGACUGAAGGGUAAUUUGACAUUGAAAAUUCUGGUUUCAUGAUGUCAUGUGAGUAGAUGACUGGACCCCAGUGCUACUGUAUUAAAACUUGUGUGAAACAGUUGGCUUUCACAUUGCAAACGUCUCUGCAAUAAACCUUUUGGAAUUUAAUGAA
Messenger RNA from Trichosurus vulpecula (common brushtail), 5648 nucleotides. RefSeq names its product chromosome 4 C1orf21 homolog (gene C4H1orf21). Lineage: Eukaryota; Metazoa; Chordata; Mammalia; Diprotodontia; Phalangeridae. The coding region runs from base 499 to 864 and encodes 121 amino acids. The transcript is spliced from 6 exons. The record is from RefSeq and is a predicted model, not a curated record.